AUGGCUACUUCAAGGAAAUUUGGAAAGCAACUUUCUCUAAAUGAGAUUAUUGAGGAAUUGGCGCAAAAUGAUGAUGAUGACAUCCCAGAAUCUAUUACAAUAAUGCCACCGGAAAAUUGUAAUGCUGAGGUAACGGAUGAAGACUCUGGAGAUGAAGACUUGGUGUCACUUCAAAACUUGCCGGGAUCUCAACUAAGGGCUGCUGCUGAGGUCCAGUAUGGCAACAGCUGUGAUGAUUGGGAGAGUGAUGAUGAUCUAUCAUUAGCCGAAGUAAACAAAAGGCGACGUCAAAAUUUUGAAAAUGUGCUUCCACAUCCCAAGCCUCGCUUCUUCAAGGACCGGAUCCGGUUUCACCUGCUGUACCAGUACCUUCUACUUCAACAAAUGCUCCAACUAUGA
Molecule: messenger RNA, 399 nt
Organism: Parnassius apollo (apollo)
Lineage: Eukaryota; Metazoa; Arthropoda; Insecta; Lepidoptera; Papilionidae
Source: the annotation of a GenBank genome assembly